Durusdinium trenchii is the source of this 1447-nucleotide messenger RNA. Lineage: Eukaryota; Dinophyceae; Suessiales; Symbiodiniaceae. The record is from the annotation of a GenBank genome assembly.
GGCCUCGAGUGCUUCUGUAAAUUUCAUUAUCUUAACUUGUUGGGGCACGUUAUUCGCGUGUACACGGCGUGUGCCAAUAUGCUCUUGGCUGGUGAAAGUGUGGAGCUAUGGUCAGGACAGCGUUUGAUCAUGAUCUCCCGCAAUGAUGAGCAUCGACCGCUGGCUCGUUUUGGAGCCACCAUUGCCAUGGCUCCAGACUGCUCUGCAGUCUUAGUGAUGGGUGGCAUUGAAGGACACAUUAUUGGAGGUAUUUGCUUGAGGGAAGUUUGGCGCUUCGACGUGGAUUUGCAAAGCUGGGAUCGGCUGGAAGAGCCACCUUGGACUCCUCGACGUGGUGCCAUACCGGUAGUGUGUGAAGGUCGACUCCUGUUGGUGGGCGGAACGGGGCUCGAUGCUCAUCCAGUUCGGGAAAUUUGGGCUGCGGAGAUGGACAGAUGGUGUCCAAAGAACUGGCGGCCGACAUCCAAAGAUGUACCAUGGGAAGAUGCCGUGUGUGCACUUUGGGUACCGAGCUCACAGAACAUCCACUAUGGAGGCAGUCUCCUCUUGUUUGACUCCGCGGGCGCUCUUUGGUCUAGCAAAGAUGAAGGGAGAACCUGGACCAAGCUUGUUUCAAAAUUGCCUUUCGGGCAAGAAGCUGAGCAGGUGGCCUUUGUUCGAUGUUGCAAUGGCUACCUAGUGGCCGUGACUAUGUCCACAAAGGUUUGGCUAUCGUUUGAUGGGAUAACUUGGGCAACUGCAGAUGCCGGACGGGAUCAUACCAGACGACCCUUACAAGAGCAUGGCGCACAAGGUAAAAGUGGCAAGAGCAACUUCCUUCCACUUUCUGACAGACCACCAGGUCUACGCUGCCAAGUCACCGACGUGGUGACUUGCGAUACAUCGGAGAUCUUGAUUGUUGCUCGGAACCGCGAGACUUGUCAGUUGACUCUUUGGCGAUUAUCUCUACAGGAGGAAUGUCGUGCUUGCUGGCAAUGCCUCGUGCCGCAAAUCCAUAUCUAUCCAGGAUUUUCAUCUGUGAAUCAACUUGUGGCAGCGGGCCGUGCGGUGGUGGAAACGCCACAUGGCCCUGAAGUGCGAGCUGUGUUUGUGGAAUUUAAUCCAAUCAAUGAAUUCACCAUUUGGCGUGCAAGCCCAUUGCCUGUGGAUCGCCAUCGGGCCAUGCUAGAUCGCUUAGGGUCUUCCCAGACCAAGGUGGAUGUGUUUACGUGGCAGAUCCACAUCAUGGGUGCUCUUCUUCCUUGCAUGGGCAACGACUGGAUUCCUCGUGGUUUGGCAAAUGGUUCCACUCUUGAACUGCCUUACCAGAAGGAUGACGAAUGGAACUAUUGGCACUGAGAUGGUCGCUUUGCGGGCCGUUUGAUGGUGCCCGGGGCCUCCGCCAUUUAAACUCAGGCGAUUAUUCUUUUGAAUCAAUCCGAUGACUCAUUUUACUUGAUAUCCUCAC